Molecule: messenger RNA, 1483 nt
Organism: Catharus ustulatus (Swainson's thrush)
Lineage: Eukaryota; Metazoa; Chordata; Aves; Passeriformes; Turdidae
Gene: STBD1
Product: starch binding domain 1
Exons: 2
Coding region: 1-1026 (341 amino acids)
Cellular component (GO): membrane
Molecular function (GO): glycogen binding; starch binding
Source: RefSeq, a predicted model, not a curated record
AUGGCCCGUGACCGCGGGCCGCCCGUGCUGCGGCCGCCCGGCGCCGCCGCGCUGCCCGCCGAGCCCCGCGGCUGGGGCUGGCUGGGCGCGGGGCUGUGGCCGGCGCUGCUCGUGGGGCUGCUGGCCGCCGUGGUGGCCUGGCUCUGGUACGGCAGCAGCGACGGCAGAGCCGAGGCGGGCGGCGAGGAGGCGGCGGCCGGCACAGAGGGGCCCCGGCGGGCGAGCGCGGCGGCCGCAGAGGAUGCUGCGGCGGGCGGGGAGCCGGCGGCUGCUGCCCCGUCCGGCCCUCGGGAGGCAGGAGAGGAUCUGGCGGCUGUUUCACGGGAAGAGUUUAACCACGUCCCGAGCGCUGCGGUGCCGGGCGAGCCUGUGGAGCUGGAGCAGCUGAUCCCGAAGCACGGUGUCACGGAGCCGGGGCAGCAUCCGGCUGAUGUGGCCGGCAGCCAGGCUGGCGAACUGGGAGCCCAGGUGGGACAGGCAAGUGACGGAUGGUGCGUGAUGAACUUGGCAGGAGCUUCUGACGAUGAGUGUAAGGACAGGAGUGAGGAGCAGCCAGCAGAGAGGAGGGACUUGGACCACGAAGAGUGGGAAGUUGUUUCUGAGCACCUGGUCCAAGGGGAGGAUGGCAAGGAUGGCAGCAUGGAAGACUCGGACAGCAAGGAGUGGGAACAAGGAGACUGCAGUGAUGGGGACUCGAAAGCCAAGAGAGUUGCAGCCGUGCCCCCCAUGUUCCAGAACAUCCACGUGGCUUUCCGUGUGCACUACAUCACCCACUCCGAGGGGCAGCUCAUCGGGGUCACGGGGGACCACGAGUGCCUGGGCCAGUGGCACAGCUACAUCCCCCUCAAGUGUGACAAGGAUGGCUUCUGGUCCCAGUCCAUCAGCCUGCCCGCAGACACCCGGGUAGAGUGGAAAUUUAUCUUGGUGGAGAACGGGAAGGUCAGGCGCUGGGAAGAAUGCAGUAACAGGACCCUAGUGACUGAACACGAAGAUCAAAUUGUUCAUCAGUGGUGGGGAUACCAUUAAUGGGAAGGUGGAAGCUGCUGAUCUAAUGGCAGACCUGGCUAGGUGAAUCACCGAGCCCCUAAACCUUAGGGGGGCUCCCCUUCUUCUCUAGGAGACCCUCUCAAGUGCAGAGCUCUGGCAAUCCCCUAUCGAACCACGUAAGCAGCAGAUCUCUUUAGGAAAUCUUUUGGCAACCUGAAAAGUCAGCUUUGAGUGCGUGCUGAAGGGACACAAGGUAGGCUGAGAAGGCACGAGCAGCAUUCCAAGCACCUGCCUGGCCAGGUGGAUCUGGACCCUGGACUGGAGUUAGUGCUGCUUUGAGUGGGGCUGUGGGAUGCAUCUUGGUACCCACUGCUUGGGCUUGGGGAGCGUACUGGGAGGCGUGGUUACCAACACUGUAACAGCAACUUAAGAGUUUUAAUUGAUGUAAUGUGUUAAGGAAACAAUAAACAUUUUCAGAUUGACAGUUCAUUACCAA